CAGUUAUCUAAUAAUCUUACCAUUUCAGAGUAAUCAUCUUCAUAUUAUAUCAUAAAUUAUACAAUCUUCUCUUAUAAGAUACUUUCAAUUUCUGGUUUUAUUUUAGCGUGCAUACCAAGUGUUUGAUAAUUUGCUUGAGAGAAAGAAAAGGAAAAAAACAGAGAUGACAGGGGCGCCGGUAUGUAUAGAAUGUGGGACGAGGGAUAAUCCAUGUAGGUGCAAAUUUGUGGGUCCGACACUAGGCUUCUUGGCGUUUGUUGUGACGGCGAUUAUUGAGUGGCCGGUAGGAGCGGUGGUUUACAUUUUUAAUCAUUCCAAAGGUCGUAGAAUCAUGGGUCAUCCUGUUUCUGUUGUUUAUCCUAAAGUUUCUAAUGCUAUUCCUAUUUGAUCACAACUAAACUACUUGUAACUGUAUUCAUGUUUCGAUGGAGAGGGAGUCUUGUCGGUUAUGUGAUGUAAACGGGAUUUGAUCUCGGGUUUGUGAAGGACUCUACUCUUCUUCUACUUUGUUGCAACGUCGGUUAAAAAAUGUGUACCUGUGUGGUGCUUAAUUGCUUAUCCUUUGUUGGGAUUUUUUUAGGAUUUUUUGGAUUUUUUCUCAAGUUGUAAUCGUGUUACAUCUAUGAAUGUUUGACUAUUGAUUAAGCGUGUAAAUGUGGGUGACAAAUGACAAUGAAAUGUAAUUUAAGGAGUGGAUGUUUUGUUUGUCCUCAUCUUUAUGAAUUA
Messenger RNA from Chenopodium quinoa (quinoa), 726 nucleotides. RefSeq lists its product as uncharacterized. The record is from RefSeq and is a predicted model, not a curated record. Bases 164 to 388 code for a protein of 74 amino acids. Lineage: Eukaryota; Viridiplantae; Streptophyta; Magnoliopsida; Caryophyllales; Amaranthaceae. The transcript has a single exon.